AUGGCUUCCGCUGCGCGCCUCUCCCUCCUCUGCCUUGUUUCCGCUGCGGUCCUCUCCGGCGUUGCUGCGCAGCAGGUCAAUGUUCCGGUGACGGUGCAGUGCCUAAACGUGCUGGAGAACAACCAGAUCCUCAACAUCCCUGGAGCCAAUUGGGCCUCUGCCAUUGGCCCGAUUAACCUGGGCGUUCUUGGCCAGGGCACUCUCACCCCCUGCUACAACCAGCCGCCCGCAGGCGGUCGCAAGCUGCUGCAGCAGAUUAAUGUCCCGGUUACAGUUCAGUGCCUGAACCUGCUGGAGAACAACCAGAUUCUCAAUAUCCCCGGGCUCAACGUGGGCGUCAUCCAGCUCAUUCUGGCGGCGCUUGGCGGCGCCGGCCAGGCCCCCACCGCGCUUUUCUACAACACCGGCAGCAGCACCAACAACUGCGUCAACAACCAGACCUUCAACAGCAACUCCAGGUGCAGCUCCGCGAUUGGCCCGAUCAAUGCUGGCAUUUUGGGCCAGGGCACUCUCAUCCCCUGCUACAACACCCCUGCCACCCCCGCCCCCACCGCCGCCGGCCGCAAGCUGCUGCAGCAGGUUAACGUGCCGGUUACCGCCCAGUGCGUUAACCUGCUGGACAACUCCCAGAUUGCUAACAUCCCCAUGGCGGUCGUCCAAGUCAUCGAAGUGAUUGCCGCAGUCGCCGGCGGAGGCGGCCAGACCCCGUCUGCCAUCUUCUACAACACCGGCACCAGCACCAACAACUGCCAGAACAUCCAGACCUUCAACACCAGCGGCUACUGCAGCUCCGCGGUGGGCCCCGUGAACGCUGGCGUGCUCGGCCAGGGGUCUCUGAUCACGUGCUACCCUCCCCCCCCCGGCGGCCGCAAACUGCUCCAGCAGAUUAACAUUCCCAUCACCGUCCAGUGCGUUAACCUGCUUAACAACAACCAGAUCGGCAACAUCCCCAAUCUCAACGUGGGCGUCAUCCAGCUAAUCUUGUCCGCGCUCGGUGCCGGAGGCCAGGACCCCACGGCCGUCUUCUUCAACAGCCAGCCAAGCGGCAGCUGCGGCACUUCCACCAACCACUGCGAGAACAACCAGGAGUUCAACAACUACAGCAAGUGCUCGUCCGCAGUCGGGCCCGUGAGCGCCAGCGUUCUUGGCCAGGGAACUCUCAUUGCCUGCUACGGUUAA
Klebsormidium nitens is the source of this 1179-nucleotide messenger RNA. NCBI's taxonomy places the organism in Eukaryota, Viridiplantae, Streptophyta, Klebsormidiophyceae, Klebsormidiales, Klebsormidiaceae. The record is from the annotation of a GenBank genome assembly.